Molecule: messenger RNA, 619 nt
Organism: Drosophila albomicans
Lineage: Eukaryota; Metazoa; Arthropoda; Insecta; Diptera; Drosophilidae
Exons: 2
Coding region: 336-614 (92 amino acids)
Source: RefSeq, a predicted model, not a curated record
CCACAUGACUUAAUUUAUCUUUUACUUAUGGAAAACCAUUUCAAAUAUUUGUUUGAAGUACCCCAAAUUAAAUCUACCGCCAAAAGCACAAACAGAAUUUAUUAAAAAAAGUCUUUUUUGCUAGUGUUGCCAGUUUUAAAAUAAAUUAAAAGCAUACGAAAUAUAUGAUGAAAACAAAGAGAACAAACCCAAACGAAAGAAGAAGGUAAAAAGUAUAAAUAAGUUUUUUUCGUGAAAUUCACGAAAAUUCGCUGCUGGGCAUCACGAGGCAAAUGCGAUAAUUAAAAGUGCGAAAAAACGACUGAUAGAAGCCACACAACAACAAACAAUCGGGAAUGGCGUUGCUCCUCGUCCACCUGCGUCGCCUCAUUUUGCUGCUGAGCGUCGUCUAUUUGACCGGCGCUGCCUUCCGUCGCCUGCUCACCGAACGCCACUACGGAUAUGUGUUGCAGCCACAUAGAUACGGUACCUGGGGGCACAGGGGCAGCUGGACAAAGGAUCCAGUGCACUUUCAAUGGUGGGCAUACAUUUACAUUUGCUACGCUUAUUUGAUGCUGGUCAAUUAUGUCAAUAUGCGUCGAUUGACCAACUUGAUUGAGUUCUUUUUAAGUUGAUAUUC